Messenger RNA from Paramecium sonneborni, 3973 nucleotides. The record is from the annotation of a GenBank genome assembly. Lineage: Eukaryota; Ciliophora; Oligohymenophorea; Peniculida; Parameciidae.
AUGAUUUAAGAAAAGAGUUUAGAGUUACCCUGUUAAAAGGCUGAGCAUAAAAGUAAUGUAAAGAUGGUAUGCCUAAAUGAAAAUUGUACAGAAUUUAGAUUAUUUUGUAUGAAAUGUGUUUAAAAUAAACAUCAUUAAACUCAUUUAGAAGAUUGGAUUGAUAUUCCUUAAUUUAUAGAAUAAAUAGAAAAGUUUGAAUAAGGUUAUGAAAGUCUUAUGAAUUAAAUGUCUAGAGAUUUAGAUAUUAUUUCGUUUAAUUUUUAAAAUCUGAAAGAGGAAAUAAAAAAAAAAUAUGUAAUUUCUAAUUAGAAUAUUGAAAAACUCAAUUUAUAAGAAAUAAAUGUAGUAAUAGGAUAGAUGAUAAAAUAUGAUGAAUUCAAAGAAGAGUUUGUUAAAAUAAUUUAAGAAUCUGUGUAAAAUUUUAAUUAAUAAAUUCUAAAUCUUUAAAAUAAGUUAAUUGUAUAGUAGAUUAAUUAAACUAAUAUAAAUGAGAUUAAAAAUUGUUAAUCAAGUGAAAAAAAGUAGGUAAUUUAAGAGGAAAAUCGUGUUUUAAGUGAGUAAAAUAGUAAAUCUAAUGAUUAACAAGCUAAAUAAUCAAAAGAGUUGUGUAGUUAGGGUAUUUAAACAUUAAAUUGAGUUAGGUUAAAAAUUAACUGAGAAGUAAAUGUUUAAAGAAGCUAUUGAAUUGUUUAAUCAAUCCUUAGUUUUAAAUUCUACAAAUUUUAGAGCAUAUUAUCUUAAAUGUAUAUUAAUAUUACAUUUUAGCAUAUAGUUUAAGAUUAAUAGAUUAAUUUGAGUAAUCAAUAGUUUGGGCUGAUAAAGCACUUGAAAUAGACCCAAAUCAUAUAAAAACUUUAGAUUGUAAAAGUAAAAAUAUAAGUUGAAAUAAUAGUUUCGAGUUUAUGUAUGCUUGGGAAAUACAAAGAAGCAUUAUAAUAUGUUGAAAAGAUUUUACAAAUAAAUCCUAAUCAUUUGAAUUCUUUGAAUAAUAAAGGUAAUAUGGAAAGUAUAUUUGUUAGCUAAUUGUUUAAGAGAACUUAGACAAUAUCAUUAAUCAAUUGAAUCUGCUGAUAUAGCUUUAGCUUAAGAUCCUUAAAAUAUUAAUACAUUAUUAUGCAAAAGUAAAUUAUAUUCCAUAUAAUUAGUAAAUAGCUUAAUUAUGGUAGGUAAAUUUUAAGAGGCUUUAGAAUGUAUUGAAUUAGCUUUAUCUUAAGGCACAAAUGAUAUUAAAUUGAUAUUUUUAAAAAGUAAAAGUAAUGUAAAUAAGACAAGUUCAAAGUUUAUAUUGUCUUUAGAAACAUGAAGAAGCAAUUUAAUUGACAGAUAAAGCAUUAAGUAUGGAUCCAAAUUAAGUUAAUCUUAUAUGUUUGAAAGGUAAUUAUAUUUAUAAAUCACAGCAAAAAUAUUAUCUGCUUAGAAAAACUCAAAUGAUGCACUUGCAUUAAUUGAUAAAGCACUUGGAACAGAUUAAGAAAAUAUAAUUGUAUUAGAUAGUAAAAGUAUUUAUUAUAAUUAUAUAAUUUUUAGUUUAAAUACUAUUUUAACUUGGAAAUUAUCGUAAGGUAAUAAAAUUAGCUGGUUAAUUGUUAAAAAAGCAUCCUAAACAUGUAAAUGCAUUGUAUUUUAAAAGUAUUAUUAAUUUUAUUAUAAGCGAUGAGUUUAUUUAUGCGUAAAAAAUAUGAGAAAGCAGUAAGUUAUGCUGAUAAAGUAUUAAGCAUAGACCCUAAUCAUUUGAGUACAUUAAAUUAUAAAGGUAAAUUUAUAAUAACAUUCAAGCAAAUAGUUUAAAAUAAUUAGGGAAUCAUAAGGAGACAUUAAUUUGUAUAGAUAAGUUAUUGGAAAUUGAUCCAAAUAAUUUAGAAAUGUUGAUAUAAAAAAGUAAAUAAUUGAUUAUCAUAUAAAAGCAUAAAGUUUAUAUUUGCUUGAUAAAUUUGAAGAAGCUAUAAAUUGGGCUGAUAAAGUUUUGGCAAUAGAACCAAACCAUUUGGAUACUUUAUAUUGCAAAGGUUAUAAAUUUAUAUUAUAAUUCUAGCUGAUAACUUAAGAUUACUUGGAAAUUACAAAGAAGCAUUGGUUUAUUCGGAUUAAGUAUUAGCUAUAAAUCCUGAUCAUACAAGAUCUUUGCAUUGCAAAGGUAAUAAUAUGUAAAUAUAAUUUUUAGCAAGUUGUUUACGUUUACUUGGUUAGUAUGAUAAUGCUGCUAUUUGGUCUGAAAAAGCUAUAUCUACAGAUCCUAAAUCAAUUAAUUUUUUACGUUAAAAAGGUAUUUAUAAAUGUAAAUUAUAAGCAAAUUAAUUAAAAUAAUCUGAGUAAUAUUAAUAAGCAUUAGAAUUUGUAGAUAAAGCAUUAAUUAUAGAACCAAAACAUAUACCUACUUUGGAUUGCAAACGUAUUUAUUUUUUCAAUUUAGUUUAAUGCUUAUAUUGGUUAGGAAAAAUUGAAGAGUCUAAUAAGUUAACUGAUUAAAUUUUGGAAUUAGAUCCUGAUAAUUUAAACUCUUUAUGUUGUAAAGGUAAUAAUAAAUAAUUAAAUAUAAGCCGAUUGUUUAAAAUAAUUGUAAAAAUAUGAAGAAUCUUUAUUGGUUUGUGAUAAAAUAUUGAAUAUAAAUCCAAAUCAUAUAGGUAUUUUAUCUUGUAAAGGUAUUGGUAAUCCUUUAAUUAGCAUAAUGCUUAUUUAAAAUUGGGUAACAUAAUGAUGCAUUAAAUUUAAUCAAUAAUAUAUUAGAAUAAGAUACAAAUAAUGAACAGUUAUUAAGUUGUAAAGGUAUUUUAAUAAGUUGAAUUUAUUAGUGAGUAUUUUAUUGUCUUUGGGAUAACAUGUAGAAGCUUCUAGGUUAGCUGAUAAAGUAUUAAAUAUUAAUUUUUAAAAUAAAGAAACUCUCAUAUGCAAAUGUAUAUAAAUUUAUUUAUAAUUAAAAGCUUAAUGUUUACAUUUAUGGAAUAAAAAUAAUGAGGCUCUUAUAUGUACUGAUUUGGUUUUAGAAAUUGAUCCUAAUCAUGUUCCAACUUUAUAUAUCAAAGGUAUUUAUACUAUCUAUUUAGCAAAUACAUUAUUUAAACUUGGUCGUUUAAAUGAUGCUUUAGAAUUAACUGAAAAGAUCUUUAAAUUAGAUCCAAAUCAUCAUGAAACUAUGCUUUGCAAAUGUACUUAUAUUUAUUAUUUAGCAAAUUGUUUAAGAUUAUUAGGAUAACAUUAAGAGGCAUUAAACUGUAUUGAAAAAUAUUUAAAAGUUGAUCCUAAUAAUUUUACAGCUAUAGAAUAUAAAGGUAUAUAAACAAUAAUUAAUUAAUUAGCUUAACUCUUACAUUCAUUAGAUAAAUAUGAGGAAUCUAAUAUUUAGUUAGAUAUAAUUUUAUCAGUUGAUCCUAAUAAUAUUAAAUUAUUAAAUUAUCAAGGUAAUAUUAUUUAUCAUUUCUUAGCUGAUAAUUUAAAAGCAUUAGGAUAGUAUAAGUAAUCAAUUGCAAUUGCUGAAAAAGUAUUAGCUUUGGAUUCUAAAUCAGUAAAUGCACUAUAUUGUAAGGGUAAUAUAUUUAAUCUAUAUUAAUAGCUGAUUGUUUAAGGGCUUAAGGGUAAUUUAAUGAUGCUGAUAUUUGGGUUGAUUAUGCUUUAAAUAGUGAUUCGAACCAUGUUAAUUCUUUAGGUUGCAAAGGUAAUUAGAUUUUAUAAUUAGGCGAAAUAUUAAGAAUGUUUAAAAAAUAUGAUUAAGCAUUAUAAAAAUUUAAUCUUGCUUUAAAUAGUAAUCCAAACAAUCAUUUUUCACUUACUCAUAAAGGUUAUAUCAUUAAUUUAUAUAUUUAGGUGCUUGCCUACAAGAAAUUAAAAGAUAUUAAGAGGCAAUCUAAAAUUAUGAUAAAGCUUUGAAAAUUAAGCCUAAUGAUGAUUGGGUUCAAAUUAGAAAAAGUAUUUAUAUUUUAUUAACAUAGAAUAAUGUGAGGAUGCUUUGAAAAAGACAAGUCAAUUCAAACCAAAAUGA